AUGACCGCGUCCAUCCAAGUGGGCGAUGUGGUCGUGGCCGCGCUGCUUAAGCUCGUACGAGGUCUGUCGUCCAACCAACUGGUGUACCUCAUACUCGUGGACGCACGCCGCGUGAGGACGGAAGAAGGGUCGAAGGAGAUCAUUUCGUUGCUGCACACGCCGUCGGUGCAAAUUCGCCGGACCGAACACUUGUUCCACUCGACCAAAGACGAAACCAAGCAGCGCAACGUGGAGGUGGAAAAGUACUUUGCCAAGAUCGCGUACCUCUUGAGCGACGUGAUCGUGCUGGUGGGGGACACGAUUGUGGUGUACAAGGAGUACUUUUUACGACGAGGCUUUGCGGACCGAGGCACGGCAAAACUCUCGUACAAGGUGCAGGGUGACGACUUUACAGUGGUCAUCAACGACGAAUCCGCGGAAGGCCAGAGUCUAGGGGCAGUUCUACAGCCAAGGGGUUCCUCAACUACUGUGCCGACGUCCACUGCGUGCAUGGGGGGACAUCCGCCAGAAUAUUCGCGGCAAGUGGUUCAAAGCCGACGAAAUGCUCAUCCACCACCUCAAAUGCUCAUCCACCACCUCGACGCCUUUCACGUUCGACGGCCGACAUAUUGCACGCAUCACAUGUUGGGGGACAUGACGUCGAAACAACGCUUGAUGCGGCGAGACAUCUCGGUGGACGAGCGCGGGUGGUUCUUUCUCUUGCUGUCCAUCGUGGCUGGCCACACGUCGGCGUUUGUCCGGGUGUACAAGAACCGUACUGUGCGGUGCAUGGCGCACAUUUCGAUUUUGACCAAGGAAACGAUGAUCAAAGCCAGGGACCGACGCCGUGCCCACCGCACGAGCGAACGGGUGCUUCGGUCCGGAAAUGUGAAGCGUUUAAGUCCCCCCAACUUGCCCCCGACCUACUUUUGCCUAUCGUUUUGGGACACGUCGUUCUUGGCCGACAUGCAUCGAUACUGGUUUGACGACUCGACCAAAGAAAGACAUUGGCGAGUGCUCUUUUAUGGUUGA
Aphanomyces astaci is the source of this 1011-nucleotide messenger RNA. RefSeq lists its product as hypothetical. The record is from RefSeq and is a predicted model, not a curated record. Bases 1 to 1011 code for a protein of 336 amino acids. The transcript has 10 exons. NCBI's taxonomy places the organism in Eukaryota, Oomycota, Saprolegniomycetes, Saprolegniales, Verrucalvaceae.